AUGGACAAUGUUGAGUUAUAUAGUACCAUGAGAAACAUGCCUGGUUAUAGAAAUACAGCCAUCAUGAUGGUGUUUCAUCUCCUCGAUCUUCUGUCGAAGCAUUUGAAGAUGAUGGUGGAACAUCAACAUACACCUGUGAUCAUAACAGAGAAAGUCGCUCGAUAUCAUUACGAUGGCAAUUAUAAGAAUGCAUGUGAAGAACUCAAGAGAGGGACUUACAAAGCAGGAGAAGAGAUGAGAAGAUUGCUGUCCAAUGUGGAAGAAUGGAAGAAAAGCACAAAAAGGAAUUUUUCUUACUUCCAAGGAUACGGUGGCUUUGAAUCAAGUGUGUGCAAGGGAUUUGAUAAGUAUCUAAAGGGCUAUUUCGCAAAGAACAAUCCAGCAGAGAACAUAAAGAAAUGGAACGAUAUGGUAGAGGUUGUUGAUUUUGCCAGGUCUAGCUGGCUGAACAGUGAUUAUAAGAAGCACUUGUGGUUGAAGGAAUUGAACUCCAAGGUUCUUUGCUCUCCUGAGAUCCUUCUGCUUCUGAAUGGAAAGCUAUGCUUUAUACCAGAGUGGAGCUUUGAUAACGAGAGCUACAUAGCACAGAUUAUCCAAACUGAGCUUCAAAAUGACCCGUGGGCGCCGGCUUAUUAUGUAGAGGAAGCAAAAGAUAGAUAUGCACUGAUUACAUUAGUAAGACUUCUUCUAAUUGCAACGGAAAUAAAAGAUGCAGUAAAGCCAUCAUGGGUAGAAACUCAGGAAUUACAAAGUAAGUUAUCCCGGGUAGAAAGAAAAUUAGAAUUCGAAAAAGCUUACAAUCGAUGCAAAACAGAAGAGGAAAAGAUGAAAUUAGAUACUGCUAUACUCCUUGUGGAUGCAGCUGAUACUUUUGGGGUGAUUGAGCUUAGUGCAGCAAUAUUCUUUAUUAGUUGUGUGGUUGCUGCAUUUAUGAUCUUUGGGUGA
Messenger RNA from Encephalitozoon romaleae SJ-2008, 945 nucleotides. RefSeq lists its product as hypothetical. The transcript has a single exon. The record is from RefSeq and is a predicted model, not a curated record. The coding region runs from base 1 to 945 and encodes 314 amino acids. NCBI's taxonomy places the organism in Eukaryota, Fungi, Microsporidia, Unikaryonidae.